AGAAGCGCUCCGGACGGCGCCGCGGUAGCUCGCGUCGCGAAUAAAAAAUCACAUUUUCCUCGAUUUUUCGCAAAAACUGCUAGGCCUACCCUCGUUCGGUUAAAAAUCUAAGUGGACAUUUUAGUGUUUGGUAUAAAAAAAUUAAGACCUAAAAAUAUAAGACCAAAAAAAGUACUUAGCGACCUAAAAAAAAUUGUGAUAAUUUUUCGAAUAUGGAAUACAAAAGUUAAGAUUAGAACAGACGAUGCAAGCGAUGAGUGCGAACGCGAGCGCGCCCCGAGCGCCGCAACGUUCGCCGUUCGCCAUCCAAGAACUGCUAGGUCUCUCUGACAACAGAGAGCCUAGAGACCGAUACUUCGAAGGCAGAGAAGAUCGGGUUCUGAACUUGUCCGAGAGCCGGGAGCCCAGGGGCUAUACUCCUCAGUUCCAGCUGCCUGCGUCGGUGGCCAGCCGCGUCGCGUACGCUGCGGCCUUCAAUGCCCAAGCGGCUGUUGCGGCUGCCUUUCUACCAGGUCCUCCUUUGUUACACCCUCCACCUGGCUUCCCGCAGAUCAAGUCGCCCUACAGCCCCACCAGCCAGCCGCAUCUCACAGCGGUGCGACAGUUUUACGCAGGAGUACCUUCACUAGACGCAGCCAAAGACUUCACAGUCGACGGGCUCACCGGCUACAAUGGGAAGAAGAAGAAGAAAAAACGCAGGCAUAGCAGGACGAUCUUCACGUCGUACCAACUGGAUGAACUGGAGAAAGCCUUCAAGGACGCACACUACCCCGACGUGUACGCCAGAGAAAUGCUGUCGCUGAAGACGGACCUGCCUGAGGAUAGGAUACAAGUCUGGUUCCAAAACCGACGCGCGAAAUGGCGCAAGACGGAGAAGUGCUGGGGGCGGUCCACCAUCAUGGCGGAGUACGGGCUGUACGGGGCCAUGGUGCGGCACUCGCUGCCGCUGCCCGAGACCAUCCUCAAGAGCGCCAAGGAGAACGACUCCGUCGCGCCCUGGCUACUUGGCAUGCACCGCAAGUCGAUCGAAGCCGCGCAGCACCUGAAGGAGUCUGGGUCGGAGCGCGAGGGCUCCGAGGCGGAGCCCGACCGCGCCACCUCCGCGUCACCGCACCACCACGACGUGCACGAUACACAGGCGCAGAGUUCCCCGGCCAGCAGCACGACAGCAUCCUCGUCGGCGAAGGGCCGCGCGUCGCCGGAGCCCCGGGAGAUGUACGAAGACCCCGAGGCGUUCAGAAACAACAGCAUCGCGUGUCUGCGGGCCAAGGCGCAGGAGCACCAGGCCAGGCUGCUGUCCAACAAUUUGCUGCUUCAGGUGCGAGGUCUGUCCCGCAGCGCGGCGAGCUGCGAGGAGGACGGGCCGGCCGACAUCGACGUCGGCACGGAGCCCCCCCCCCUCGCGCACCUCUACUGACCGCACGGGCCCGAGGGGAAGCCCUAAGCCCUGGAGCUGGAGGAAAUUAGACUUCACUUCGUGAGACUUGACCAUGACCAUAGGUUGGUGUAAGGUCGGAAGAGAAACUUCGCUUCCAGUAUGAAAAGAAUUUGACUCUAAACAACAGAGGUAUCUCUUCGCUUCAAAUAUGAUCAAAGAAUCAGACUAGAGACUCCUUUGGAAGAUUCUAAGGGAAGAUUGAAUUAUAAAAGAUUUGUGAAUAUUUUCACUCGUUCCACUAGGAUACGAUACCCUAUUUCAAUACUCCGGGGAUCGAAAAGCACUCGCUAUUCCGCUAUGGUCCACCGGGGGAUUAUUUUUGUGUAAAUAUAAGGUGACAGUUUGCCAGUUGGUUUUUCAGAUUAUGACCUACUUGGGAUACAGUGUAAGAAGUUAUACAUACCUCAUAAGAACCCCAAUAUGAAAUUCAAGAAGUGAAAGUCCUUCAGGGUCAUCAAAUUUAUCUUGUGGAUUGUUAAAACUCUGGAAGUAUCUAAUUUUCGUGGCGCUUGCGCAGGAGUUGUGGUGAUAACUAUUCUAUGUAGCGUUUCAAGACUAUAUAAGUGUAAUUAUGUACAUUGUAGCCGCUAGAUGUACUAUUUAACUUUCCCGUUUUCGUGCAAUACCUUUGGUUAAGUAUUUAUCAUUAUCAGUGUAGCAUUGUGUUAGAGACUGUAUAAAGUUCAGCACCUAGUAUAUGAAUGAUUUCGUAGUAGCGUGGCUCUGAAUUUAGGAAUAAUUUAACAUAGAGCCGGCCGUGUUGCUACCGAAAUCAUGUUCAGCUACAAAGUGGAGAUAACAUAAGAUAUAAUAAUUAUUCUGCAUCUGGUCUUUUUAGAUUCUAGAGACGUACCUAAGUUAUAUAUCCGUGAGCAACUUUUAUACUAUGCAAAUUACAGUCCUUUCUUCGUACAAAAUUAGACAGGCCGUGAUUUAACCGAACAAUGUGCUAAAGUAAAGGCGGCCUUGCUCUAUAAUGGUGAUUUGUUACACAUUAUCUUCAUACAUAAAUCGAGCCUAGUCUAGUCUUAACCCAGGUUCAAGUUUUGUCAUUUAGGUACGUGUUAUGUUUACUAUUUGCCUAACGGGGUAGACAUAGCCAUCAGUCACGAGACAUCUAUCAACGGCCUUAUAAUUGCCUACAGGUGCAAACCGACUUGACGAAAAGCUGGCUCUGUCUACCACGUAAGUAAUAAAGACGUGAUAUUGCCCUCGUUUCCAAACCGGUCAGGGUUGCAAAAAAUAAUCUGUAAUCUAUGGAGAAAAAUCAAGAUUAAUGUAAUUGAUCUCUUUAAUCUGAUAACCUGUAAUAUCGAAAGUUAUCGAUCAUUGAUGAAAACAGGAACAAUUUUAUUGUAACCGGAUUUUCAAUCGGAUUAUAAUAAUAAAAUUGAUUACGCCCAAUUGCCCCAGCAUGAUAUUCAAACUGAGAAAGUAAUUGUAAUCAUACCCUUACAUUUCAAAUAUAAAUUCGAUCAACAUUCUGGAUGAGAAUAAUUAAGUCUUAUGCUUAUCCCUACGCUGUAUUUCAGUAGCGCUGUGCUCACUAGACUAAGAUUCAAACAGCACUGUAAAUUGGUUAUAAACGGUACUAUUUAUUGUUAAAAUUUAUCGGAGCCAGGUCCAUUAAAAUAGAGGAAUAAUAAAACGAGUGACAAAAAUAUUUCGAUUGAAAAUUAUAUAAGUACUGUUUAACUAAUUUUAGGGACAUGAAUUUGAGUUAGCGAAGAUAUAACUAAACUGAUGCUACAAUAUAGGCCAAUAAAAAAAUCCUACGUGCCUAUAAAGUGCGCGUUGUGGAAUGACCACUCAGUGAUGACGCGCACGUAGUCGACAUCCUAAACAAAUAUUCAAAAUAGGUUAGCCCCAGUACGCUGUUCAAUAUUGUAACUUUUCAUGUGGUUUUGCUAAUGUCAAACAUUUAAUGUAUGAUAAAAUACAGCUCACUAUAUAAAAAAAUAUUUACCAAAUAUUGUCACUGAAACAAAUAUUAUGCAAAAACAAUUUGAAUUAAUUUAUGUAAGUCACAGUUUUGUCGAUUUCUCGCCAGCCGCGGUCUGUGUCCAAGUUAGUAUUUUUGUAACCAAAAUUAAUAUUAAAAAUAAAAAUUUGAAUUCAGUCACUCGUUGAAAUAUUACCUACCCUCAAAAAUAUUAGCAUUAUAGAUAUUUUCGCUCUGAGAGUUGGGAGGCUCUUGAACUAUUGUAGAAGAAGUUAUUUGUUAUAUAUUGAAUUAAAAUCGUUAAAAUAACUUCUUAUACAACAAAAAAAUGACAACGAAAUUCCCCAAAAAAAUAAUUACCUAUUUAUUCUACAAAUGUUGAACGAAUUGACAUCGAAACAUUCCGAUAAAGACUUUUCUUAUGUGCUGUGCUGUUUACUUCUAAUUAUGCUGUAACUCACAUGGUGGCGUUCAGAAGAGUAGACAUAUAUUUUUGAUUGUUGUACUUACGUACAGUAAUAUAAAUUAAUAUUUCUAUGUAACGAUAUUUGUAUUUUUAAAUAAUAGUAAACUAGUACAGUAUCAACUAUUGAAUUUAAAGCAGUCUCAAAAAAACAAUUGGCCUAUAUUUACUCGUAUUAUCGCAAAAUUAAUUUUGAAAACAUUCAACAAAAACUUAUUUUUGUUGAAUGUUUUCAACAAAUUUCGCUGCCGAAGUGUCGUCACACUUAGUUUCUCUAGCAAAAAAAAUGGCGGAUAAUAUGCAAACAAAAAUAUGUAAUGAAACAAUAUUUGUCUGUAAGUAGACGAAUUUUUUUAUUGUUGACAUGUUUUUGUAGAUUGUGUGUGUGUAUGUCUUAUCCUCACUAGCAAAAUUUAAUGAGCGAAUGAUGAAGUCAUGACGCCUUAUAAAUUUUAUGAAACGAACAAAUUACGGCCUAAUUAAACGUAAGUAAAGUUGACUUCUUCGCAAGAUUCAUAUUAUUCACAGUAAUCACUAUUAAGCAACAUAGAAAUCUUAAUUACAUUUAACUUCUUUGACGUUCUGUUGCUCCGUUUUAGCCAUGCCUCAUUGCUCCGUCACGUUGACGUCUGUUGGCGGAAUCACGCAGAAAGUGAAUGAAUUGUCAACUUACGUCAGUGACAAAGAGAACCACAGAGCACACUGGAGCUAAACGUCCGGCGUUGCCGCAACGAAGCACAACGGAGCAGUGGGGCACAGCUUUACGUUAUCCGUUUUCUAUCUCGACAAUUCUGACCGCCACCGACCCAGCCGCUAUGCUAAGCCUAUUUUGUAAUGAGCUGUACUUACAGUACCGUACUUAUGUAGAGUUGUAAUAUAUUUAUAAUAACGUAAGUCAUCCUAAUAUUAAGUCAUUCCGAUGAAUAAAACUGUAUAAAUUAAAUUGA
This is a messenger RNA of Plodia interpunctella (Indianmeal moth), 4790 nucleotides long. RefSeq names its product visual system homeobox 2-like. Gene Ontology annotation, molecular function: sequence-specific double-stranded DNA binding; DNA-binding transcription factor activity, RNA polymerase II-specific. The transcript has 9 exons. The record is from RefSeq and is a predicted model, not a curated record. Gene Ontology annotation, biological process: regulation of transcription by RNA polymerase II. Bases 245 to 1417 code for a protein of 390 amino acids. Gene Ontology annotation, cellular component: nucleus. NCBI's taxonomy places the organism in Eukaryota, Metazoa, Arthropoda, Insecta, Lepidoptera, Pyralidae.